AUGAUUUCAGCUUUGACUGUGGGUCUGCUUGCCCUUUGCUCGUCCACGUUCACUUUGACCUCGGCUUCAACUAUUCCACCUUACCCGAAGCCUGGCCAGACAGUCCUUAAAGAUGUACAUUCUGCGUCCUCGUCAGAGCAAGACCGUCCAGAGGAGCCAGGCUCACAUCUUCUGAGUCGACCCUCAUGGUUUGAAUCCGCUCUUCUCGCUCGCCGUCUUCUCGCCCAUUCCCCUUCCGGUGUCAUCUCCACCACCUUCCCGGAUCACAUUUCUGCCUCGUCACGUACCCCAAGCGAGGUGGCAGGGUUUCCGAUCGGAUUACGCGAGUAUAUCGCCGACUGCGAUAGUGUUCUCUCCACCGAUCUUGCCCACGGGGGGGAUGAGGGCGAUCCGACCAUUCUCGCUUUGCGCGUGGCCACCUCAUUUCGCAACAUUGGAGCUGGGUCGAAUCUCAGUCUCGAGAUUGACUGGUGGGAUCAUCUCUCUGACGCGGGCGCGGUAUAUCCAGGCCUGCCACCGAGUCCGGCUGCUUUGCCGCGCGUCACACUCUUUGGACAUUUGGAGACGUUGUCGAUUGCGGACUUAUCCUCAAGCACCAAUGAUGCCGCAGCGCGUCUGGAGAGGUGCUUUUUGGAAUCUCAUCCGGAUGCCAAAUGGUGGUUGCCCGGGGCUGUGGGAUCUCCGCAUUCGAGUUUCUGGGCGCGACUGGUGGUGACACAGGCAUACUGGAUUGGUGGAUUUGGAGAUGUUCAGCAGAUUGGAUGGAUUAACAUGACCGAGUGGAAGGGCAUUCGUCCUGAGCGGAGUCUCGAUGGAGUGGGUGAUGGUCGGGGGUGGAAAGAUGUGCGACUUCCGGGGAGAAGCAUCAUGCGUCAUGAUGGGGGGAACAUUCUGGGUAAUUUCCGUUGCAGAUAUACUGCAAGGCUUCUGUUAGCCAUGUAA
Molecule: messenger RNA, 942 nt
Organism: Penicillium diatomitis
Lineage: Eukaryota; Fungi; Ascomycota; Eurotiomycetes; Eurotiales; Aspergillaceae
Exons: 1
Coding region: 1-942 (313 amino acids)
Source: RefSeq, a predicted model, not a curated record